AUGUCAUAUGACGACAAAUAUAGACACUUCUCCAUGGCAAAGAUGAGACAAGUUUUAAAUAUUUACAAUAACCGUAAACAAAAAGGUUUGGGAAACCACUCCCCCGAAGAAAUGAAAAACAACCCUGACUUAGAGAAAGACUAUAUAUUUAAUAAUUUAGUCAAAAGAGACAAACAAGAAAGAAUGCCGGGCUUCAAACUUCAGAAAGGUGACAAAGUAAAAAUAGAAAUACCUAAACGCGACCCAUAUGAAAAUACUAUUGACUAUGACAACAAUGGGAACCCGACAGGUACUCACAUUCGUGUUCGUAAAAAUAGAAGAAAGUAUACAAGAGAAUAUUAUGAAGUUUUAGGCAAACAUGGCAAAAUGUACAGACUGCAAGCAGAAGAUAAAACUACUAUUGUCAGACCUCGUUUCAAACUUGUCAAAGUUCAAGGUGGUAUACUUUCAAAGACAGUUCCUAACAAAUAUAAGACAACUCCUGACGAAUAUGCUAAAGAAGUGGAACAUGACGACUAA
Trichomonas vaginalis G3 is the source of this 519-nucleotide messenger RNA. RefSeq lists its product as uncharacterized. Bases 1 to 519 code for a protein of 172 amino acids. Lineage: Eukaryota; Parabasalia; Trichomonadida; Trichomonadidae. The transcript has a single exon. The record is from RefSeq and is a predicted model, not a curated record.